CUCCACCAACAUUAUAUAAGACAAAACUUAUACUGCUGUUAUCCCUAUCCUUAUUGAUACCUGCAUGUCACGACAUGCGUCUGAUUAGCUUAGAAGCAUCACAAAAACUGAAAUAUCGAAUAAUGAAUCUGAUUGAGCCCUGCCGCUCGUUAGCCACCCGUAUACAGUGAGACUAUUGAUUGAGAACAAAACGCUGCAACAUCGCUAGCCUAAGCCUGUAGGAUACUAGCUCAUUUACCUGGUAACCCGUUAAUUGUUGGUAACUUUUGCACCUCUCUACCUCCGCCGCACGAAGAGCAUCCAAGAUGGCGGACCUUCAACAAGAUGGCCAUGUAGAGAUGGAUCUUGCUUUUCACAAAGAGGUGAGUCGACGGCUCACUGCACGUUUGAAGGCAGCAGGAAUUCUUGUGGAUUCCGAUACUGUGAAUCAGCAGGUAAGUAGUGGACGCAGACGUUAUCCAUCCGGUUCUGGUGGAGUAAGCAGGCGCCCUACUUUUGCAUCGCGCCGGGGACGCCGGGAAGGCAGUCUAGUUUCAGAAGGAGUAGGCAACGAGCCAUUAUACGAGGGUGAGGAGGAGACGGUGUACGGUGAUACUGCAUCCUACCUUGGGGAUUUGCACGGCGCGACAACGGAAGAAGAGGAAGGAGAUACGAGUUUGGGUGCUGUGAUCCAUCGUGCUAGUCAGGCAGUCGUGGAGUCUUUCGGAUCAUUGUUCGCAGGUCCUCGUCCCUCGUUUUUCCAGGACGAUUCCGACACAGCGACGCCGGGGUCUGGUGCGUCGGUGAUCGACGACUUCUCACAGAACACGAGUAAGGUCGCGACCUCACCGGGAGGUGAGCCGGAUGAAAGCAGCCACGACAGGUUCUCAGGACCAAAUAAUGGUCGGGGCGGUGCAAGCACGAGCGGUGGCACUGGCUUGACAAACGAAGCUACACGACGAGGUAGUGCGUCUUCUACAACUCCUCUUCCUGCGAAGAAACGAAACCCUGCGCCCAAGGUCGUGCUUUUGGAAGGUGGUAGCAAGCGCAUAGAUCGGCUUACUCAAGACGAUCUUUGGCUAGACUUUUCUGCACUAGGAAUCAAAAACUCCGACUCUGAUGAUUUGAUGGAGGAGCUAGAAGAAAAUCGCCUCCAACGCUCGCUCGACAACAGGCUAGAGCGGGAAAAAAUUAGUAAGUUGUCUCGGAAAACAAGAGCGGAAGCGGACCCGUUUCAAAUGGUGCCACAAAAUCUUGCGCAGAUGGAAGAGGGCAUGGGUAAGACAUUUUGAAGGCUAUCGACGUUGUCGCUAGUCUCGACAAGACUUUCCAUUCAGCACAUCAAUCUAAAGAGUACUCGUGUCAGGAGGUAGUUUUUCCAUUUUACUAUAUUGACCCAGACGCGGCGGUCUGGUGCAUGGCUUCGAAAUCACACGUCACGAAAUGUUUAAAUUUUUUUAUGCUGAUAUUGUUUAUUCGGAUUCGUAUCCUCUAGGCGCGCUAGUCUCUCUUGCAAUGCGCACGCGUGGAACUUUGGAAAAGCAGUCGUUUAGACAGUUGGAAGGCUUCGCAUCGUGGAUUCGCGUGGAUGCACCUAAGCGGAGAUAUUUUACCGUCUCUCGCAAACAUGGAAAAUGGGUUUUGGACUGGUUUCUCUCGAGAGGCCAUGCUGCCGAAGCAUUUGGGACCUACGAAGAAGAACUGACCGAUGACCGGGGCACCAUUCCAUUUGCGGACAUUGAAAAAGUUUGGAAAGGUACUAUCAAGAAUUCGUGUGGCGUUUGGAAGGCGAUUUGUGAUUUUUUCUUGUAUUACAGGUUUCACACACUGCUGGUCGCAGUUACAGAAUGCAAGCUCGAGCGGUGUCGUGUGUAGGUCGUACAGACCACCCGCUUUUUUGAUGCCUGUAAUUGAUGCUGAUCAGGUCGUCUGGAUUACGAGCAUCAAAUGUUGUUAAUGUGGCGAUCAGAGGGUGGACGGCUGCGACGUAUGGAGGUAUACGCGAAGUGCCCAGAAGACGCGGACAAAUGGGCCCAUGCAUGGAAAAUUUUCCAAAAAGCCGCCCACCAGGAGGCUAUGGCACAAGCCGAGCGUGAGGACACUGCGCGCAUCGUGGCGGCGGAUAUUCAGGCAGAGCGCAAGAGGAGUAUCUCUUCAACACGAUCCUCCACUACUUCAACGAUGAACAUGCUCAAGACGAGAACAUCGAAGGGGCAGCUACCAAGGAGGGCGUCGAAAUUGGAAGGCGUAGCAACAGGAGUGAGUAAAGACGAUGAAGAGGACGAAGAGGAUAUAGGGCGGCGCACAAUUCGAGAGCGCGCCACAAUUUCGCGGAAUCAAGCGCUCGCUUCGGUUCGUGAAUCAAUGCGUCAGGCUGGGUCAGCGCUCAUAGCAGCAGAUGAAGAACACGAUGAAGCCUUGCGGACGUCAGCUUGUGGCCCACCCAGAAAAUAUAGCACGCGAUGGAGAGCUACUUCGGCUUACGAAAGAGAUACACUACUAAACUGCUUGGAGUAUUCUUUUUCCAAAAAUGCUUAGUAUGUGAAUGUAAUCUUAGACGAUCAUACUUAGGCAUCCUGAUGGGUAGAUUCACAUCAUUGAGGUUGCUAUGUCUUCGGCCCCGAUCCCCGUUCAUAUCCGGAAGAUGAACACGAACGAUUUGCCAUACUUCGAUGCAACAAAACACAAGGACUCGGUGUACCUACGGGGCCUGGUGUCUUCGGUGCAAAAGUACAGCAUUGUAGUAGACGAGAACGCAACUUGGGGAAGAGACAGUUUCUUUGAAGAUGAUGGCCCCAAUGACUGAAGUGCUCACGACACCGUGCGAAUGUUGCUACGUAGUAGCUUUUCAAUGAGCGAGAUGAUGCUCCAUGUCAGAAUAUGAGAUAAUUCUGUCUAGUCACUUUUCAGGCGUGCAAUUAGGGCGG
Messenger RNA from Amoebophrya sp. A25, 2906 nucleotides. NCBI's taxonomy places the organism in Eukaryota, Dinophyceae, Syndiniales, Amoebophryaceae. The record is from the annotation of a GenBank genome assembly.